AUGCCUUCCAGAACCUUUAUGAAGCAUUCCAAAGGCGUCAUCUCCGAAGGAGGAAGGCUGGUAUUCAUGGACGACUUUGUCAAGCGCUACCGCGGAAACAGCCGCCGCGCCAACCGCGAGCUCAAGGAGAACAUCCAGCCCGACGACCUCAUCAGCGACCCCGACCGCAUCAACCGCGUCGAACGCCUCGACGAGCUCAACAUGUUCAACGAGCUCUUCGGCGGCACCGAGCGCACGAGCACCUCCGACACCGCGUCCAACCGGCCCCGCGAGGUCAACCCCGAGAUGGCCCUGUGCGCCGUCGGCUCCCGCGUCGAGGCCAAGCACCCGACCGAGAUCAUCAGCACCGAGGAGAUGCAGACCCUCGUCACGGGCAAGAAGAAGAAGAAAGCCGCGCCCGUCCGGUCGCUCGGCCCGCUGGAGACGUCACCCCAGCCGCAGGAGAAGAAGAAGAAGGCGUCGUCUUCGUCGAAGAGGAAGACGUUUGGCGGCUUCGAGGUCCGUGACGGUCGCGGUCGCGGUUGCGGUCGAGAUGGCGGCCGUGGCCUCGGUCACGGUUUCCGUCUCGGUCGCACGCGGCCCUCUCGUGCUAGUGUUCGUGGCGGUGCGGAGGAGAAGGAGGGUGAGGAGAAGAAGAAUGAGGAGGUCGAGGGUGAGAAGGAAAAGACUGAGGAGGUUCAGGGUGAGGAGAAGGUGGUUGAGGCUGAGCAGCAGACAAAGCCAGCUGGAAGUGAGGCUAAGGAGAAGGAGAUGGAGAAGACGCCUGCUCUCGCUGGAAUGAAGAGAAAGGCGGAGGAUGACGAGAAGAACGAGGACAAUGAGGAGGUCGUUUUGGUCCCUACGAGGAAGGUCAGGCGCCUGAGCAAGCGUACACUGGAGUAG
Messenger RNA from Diplodia corticola, 882 nucleotides. RefSeq lists its product as uncharacterized. Bases 1 to 882 code for a protein of 293 amino acids. The record is from RefSeq and is a predicted model, not a curated record. The transcript is spliced from 2 exons. NCBI's taxonomy places the organism in Eukaryota, Fungi, Ascomycota, Dothideomycetes, Botryosphaeriales, Botryosphaeriaceae.